Molecule: messenger RNA, 3537 nt
Organism: Anthostomella pinea
Lineage: Eukaryota; Fungi; Ascomycota; Sordariomycetes; Xylariales; Xylariaceae
Source: the annotation of a GenBank genome assembly
AUGGCGAGAGAAGAAAUGGAUUUAACCUCCGUCAAGUCUGACUCUGACGAUCCUGGCCCCGUUGCUAAAGCGCCGCUACCGCACAGACAGUCUCAGCCUCGACCUCAGCCUGCCCCAUCACCAUCAAAUCGCCCGCUUUCAGCCUCUGCACGUGGGCAUUCCGUGUCAGUCAAUGCUGCGACACCUCCAAAGCCUGGUCGAGCGUCGGCACAGAGGUUCACUAGUUAUGAUGGGAAGGCGGCUUCCUAUCAGCCUAGAUCCUCUGCUGGCCCUUCCCAUAGCCAAGAUGCGAUAAGUUAUAGGACCCCGAAGAACCAGACCCCUAAAAGACUCGACUGGGCUACCGACAAGGUAGAAGAGUCGCUACGAGGGUUUUCUCGAGAGAUCGGCACCGUUGCGGCCAGCCUUACUGCUCGUCUCUUGCAUAAAUCAUGGAAGAGGGACGCGCCAGAGCCGCGGUUCGUCAGCAAGAAAGAUUGGUUUGCCGGUGUUAAGCUCGAGCCCGUGGAAGGCGGCACCAAAUCAUCCGACACCAUGCGCAUCAAGACAAAGCAGGUCGGUCAAGGCAGAUCGGGCAAGCAAGAGAAGCGGGAACACUUUCGUGUGGUAUGCAUCAAGACAAACCAGGAGCCCACGCCACCGUACAGCUUCCAUCACGUGGAGAUCCGAAAGAAUAUCCUCUCACCCAACACCAUGCUCACGUAUGUGCCGCAUCUACGAGAUCUGGUUGAUAAGGAGGAAGCUGUCUACCGUCGAUGGCUCGAAAACCUAGAGGCUAUGGACAAGACCUCUGGCUUUGCUACCUUGAGCAGGCAUGAAAAGGUGGUAAAGACCAUACAAAAGGAGCGUGCCACCAUGCUUCUCGAGCAUCUGGACACCUGGCUUGACAGGCUUGGUAUUGAGAACUGCACCAAGUCUACACUGAUUCGUAACAUGGCCACUCAGAGUGACGCAGUAACACCGCAGCAGAAGUCGAGCAUCUUGAACUCAUACAACGAUGAGUCUGGCUCCCCAAGGUCGGCAAAGGCAGUGAGGAUGUUCACGGAAGCAUUUGAUCGAGUUUUCAACUCUCACGCUUUGCGCGAACAUGCCGUGCCCUUACGCGACGUCUUACUGCUAGACAGAUCCGUGGAUACCAUUGUCGAUCCGAAGAAGUGGAUGAAGGAUACUCCAAGCCAGGCUAAACCUACCGAGGAGCAGAUGACAGUUGAAGCCUUCUUGGAAACUCAUGCUCUGCUCGGCUGCUUGGUGUGCACCAGCAACUCCUGCGAGCACGGAGAGUACGGUGUUGACAACGAAAGAAAGCGGUUUUCUGUCGAGGUAGUUGGCGGCCUGUCACCUAUGCUCCGUCAGCAACUGGCACAGAGGUCCAAGGUCUCCAAUGGUGAAAGGCCGGCGGCUCGACCUUGCAGUGACGAGUGCUUUCUCAAUGGAAAACCAGGAACUCGUGCUCGUGCAUGGAACGACACCGAGGUCAUGCUUCUUAAAACAUUCUACUCGAUAUUCUACGGAACCAGCGUACUUGUGCAAUGUGCAACUGCUGCUGCUACCGGUAGGCCUUGCUGGGACGUCCAGAGACAGAUGGAUAAGCUCGAGCUGUCUCUCCCAAAAGUAACCCAGGCUCCACCUAUCCCGGUCAAGCCGCUGCCUUGGUAUGACCGGAAGAGGAAGAUGCUUGUAGGGGACUGGCAAGAGCAUACAAAUACCCACGAGCAUCAGCGGAAGGACCACUUCGAUCCGUGCCAUCAUGAUGGGCCUUGCGACAGGAACUGUCCUUGCAUUCAGAAUAACAUCAUGUGUGAGCGUUUCUGCCGCUGCACAUCGGAGACCUGCGCCAACAAAUUCACGGGAUGUGCAUGUCACUCGCUCGGAAAGACCUGCCUCUCUAAGCAGAAAGAUCGGCCUUGCAUAUGUCUACAGCUCAAUCGUGAAUGCGACCCAGCCCUGUGUGGCAGCUGCGGUGCACUCGACAGGGCGAUGCCGGGUAAUGCCGAGAACGACGUGCUGCAUGCCACCGGGUGCCAGAAUUGCCCUCUUCAGCGAGGAAAGUCGAAGUCGGUUGUUCUUGGAAAGUCCAAGAUUGCCGGGUAUGGCCUCUUCACAACCGAGGACAUUGCUCAAGACGAGUUCGUCAUCGAAUACGUUGGGGAACUCAUCAGUCAAGACGAAGGUGUCCGCCGUGAGGCACGGCGGGGAGACGUAUUUGAUGAGACGUCAAACUCGUCUUACCUCUUCACUCUGCUGGAGAAUGAAGGUAUCUGGGUCGACGCCGCAAUCUAUGGCAACCUGAGUCGAUACAUCAAUCACCAGGGCUCUAAUUGCAACGUCACUCCCAGGAUCAUGUAUGUGAAUGGCGAGUACCGCAUCAAGUUCACUUCCUUGCGAGAUAUCAAGGCUGGCGAAGAACUAUUCUUCCAUUACGGCGAAAACUUCCCUAAUUUGACUAAGAAGCUCUUGCAAGAAGAGAAAGCCGAGAAGAAACGACGCAAAGCCAAGGAAGAGGCCGCUACUGCAGAGAAUGGAGAAAAGAUUCGAAAGAAGCCCGGUCCCAAACCAGGGAAGAAGCGAGGGCGCAAGCCAGGACCGAAGCCGAAGAAGAAGACGUUUGCCAAACUCGACUCGGAAGGAGAAGAAGACGAAAUCAUGGACGACGUUCUGGAUGACCCCUUCCCUGAUAUCGUGAUCCCUAAGCCACGCAAACGCAAGCGUGGUGGCGCCGAUGAUGAUGACUCCGACGAGGGAGAAUAUCAGCCUGAAGUUGCCGACUCCCAAGAUACUCAAUCCGGGGUUGCGUCAGCGGUGCUAUCCCGAGGUCAAUCGCGCUUCAGAAAGACAAUGCCGGCAAGAAAGAGCUACAUAGGUUCUGAUGCCAUCCUGAACGGGGCUACGAGUAAUAUAUACCUAGACCAGGAUGGUGAGGACGAUGUUGACUUAACACCCAAGCGUCGUGGUAAGAAGGCACGAAAGCUAGUCGACGAAGCUUCCACCCGGGGCCCAUCCGAGAAUGCAGGGGCUGCAGGAGCUCAACCGGCGGCAACACCGAAACGCCGAGGUAGAAAGCCAAAUUACCUCAAGGAGAAGGAACGUCUCGAGGCUCAAGCAAAGGAGGAGAAAGCGACCUCAGUCCCAGGGAGCCGCCGAAGCAGUACUCGAGGGAGUGCCCAGGGUAGUAGCUAUUUCAGACACACGCAGGCUCGCCUGGAACUGAAUACCGAGUCGGCCGCCGGUGAGGAUACUCCAUCUCGCACCAAGGCUCGCCGUCACGCCAAGGAGGUGUUAGACUCUAGUCCACUCUCAACACCUGACUCGGCGCUUCAUUAUCGGGGGGCGGGAGCCGAGAUCUCUGACUCCGAAGACGCGUAUACGCCUAGGCCAGGUCGCAAGAAGAAAAGUAGGAGCGGCGAUGACGAAUAUAAUGGGAACAGCUGGAGCGAUAGUGACGGUGUUAGACACCAUGGCGGAGGGGAGGAUACCGACGAUGACUCCUUUCCGGCAGGGCGAAGACGAAGACGCCGGCCAGCAAGGUACGAUGACUAG